GUCGCUUUAAGAGUCGAUGUCGCUUUAAGAGGCGGGAAGUGUUCGCGCGAUCGUCAGCAGCCAACAUGGCGGAAGAGGAGGUGACCAAGCUGCAGAAGCACCUGGCGCUGCUCCGGCAGGAGUACGUGAAGAUGCAGCAGAAGUUGGCGGACACGGAGAAGAGAUGUGCCAUGCUGGAGGCCGUGUCCAGCCAGGAUACCAGUGGCGACUCCUUCAUUUGCCGGCUGCUGUCCAUCGUCUCCGAGCUUUAUCAGCACGAGCAGUACAGUGAUCUGAAGGUCAAGGUCGGAGAUCAAAUGCUGAAUGGUCACAAGUUUGUCUUGGCCGCUCGCAGCGAGACCUGGAGCCUAGCGAACCUGGCCUCUGUCCACCAGCUGGACCUGUCUGGUGCUGAGCCAGAGGUGGCCAUGGCAAUGCUGCGAUGGGUUUAUACAGACCAGCUCGAGCUCAAGGAAGAUGACGUGUUUCUGACGGAGCUUAUGAAACUAGCCAAUCGAUAUCAGCUGAUUCUCCUCCGGGAAAGGUGUGAAAAGGGAGUCAUGUCGCUGGUCAAUGUUCGGAACUGCAUUCGAUUCUACCAGACUGCGGAGGAGCUGGACGCCACCACUCUAAUGAACUACUGUGCUGAGAUCAUAGCCAGCCACUGGGACGAUCUUCGGAAGGAUGAUUUCAGCAGCAUGAGUGCUCCUCUGUUAUACAAAAUGAUCAAGUCCAAGACGCAGUUCCCUCUGCAUAAAGCCAUCAAAGUGGAGCGAGAAGAUGUGGUGUUUCUUUUCCUCAUCGAAAUGGAUUCCCAGUUACCCGGCAAGUUGAACGAGCUUGAUAGUAACGGGGACCUGGCCUUGGAUCUCGCCCUCUCUAGGAAGCUGGAGAGCAUCGCCAACACUUUGGUCAAUAACAAGGCAGACGUUGACAUGUUGGAUAAAGUCGGCUGGAGUUUGCUUCACAAGGCCAUCCAGAGAGGAGACCAGUUUUCGGCCCAGUUCCUGAUCCGGCACAGGGCUCGCGUAAACGCGGCCACAAGCGUGGAACACGAGACGCCGCUGCACCUGGUGGCUGCGUACAGCCCCAAGCAGCACUCCACAGAGGCCAUGGCGGGGAUGGCGCAUAUCGCACAGGGCCUCUUACAGGCCGGAGCCAACUCCAACAUGCAAGACAGCAAAGGACGGACGCCUUUGCACACCUCCAUAAUAACUGGAAACGAGCACGUCUUCCAGCAGUUACUGCAAUGCAAACAGUGUGACCUGGAGCUGAAGGACCAUGCGGGGAGCACAGCACUGUGGCUGGCCCUCCAGGACAUCACCGUAGACUCUGACCAGUCGGUGAAUCCUUUCGACGACGUCCCAGUUAUGAACGGAACCUCGUUCGACGAGAACAGUUUUGCGGCCAAACUUAUCAAACGUGGCAGUAACCCCGACGCUCCAGACUCGACGGGCAACUGCCUGAUACAAAGGGCAGCAGAGACAGAGAACGAGGCAGCCGCCCUCUUCCUCGUGGCUCACGGGGCGAAGGUCAACCACAACAACGAGUGGGGUGAGACUCCGCUGCACACCGCGUGCCGACACGGCCUGGCUAGUCUCACCGUGGAACUCCUCCUCCAUGGAGCCAACCCCAACAUCCAGACCAGCCAGCCCCUCCCCACCUGCCCCGGACCCGCCCAGACCUCCACCGAGGGCCUGCACAUGCAAACGCCUCUCCACAUGGCCAUCGCCUACAACCACCCAGACGUCGUGUCCGUCAUCCUGGAGCAGAAAGCAAAUGCACUUCACGCCACGAAUAACCUGCAAAUCAUUCCUGACUUCAGCCUGAAAGAUUCCAGAGACCAGACAGUACUGGGACUGGCGCUGUGGACAGGGAUGCACAAAAUAGCAGCACAGCUGCUGGGCUCGGGAGCUGCCAUCAAUGACAGUAUGCCUGAUGGCCAGACCCUGCUGCACAUGGCCAUUCAGAGACAGGACAGCAAGAGCGCUCUCUUCCUCCUUGAGCACCAGGCUGAUAUCAAUGUGCGGACCCGUGACGGGGAGACGGGGCUCCAGCUGGCCAUCAAGAACCAGCUCCCGCUCGUGGUCGAUGCUAUCUGUACCCGUGGUGCUGACAUGGCUGUGCCGGAUGAGAAGGGGAGCGUGCCCCUGUGGCUAGCGUUGGAGAGUGGGCUCGAGGACAUCGCUUCCACUUUGGUGCGACAUGGCUGUGAUGCGACCAGUUGGGGACCAGGGCCGGGGGGGUGUUUGCAGACUCUGCUGCACCGAGCCAUCGACGAGAACAACGAGAACACUGGCUGCUUCCUCAUCCGCAGCGGUUGCGACGUGAACAGCCCUCGGAGGCCGGGCCCCAGCGGGGAGGGGGAGGAGGAGGCCCAUGACGGGCAGACUCCGCUGCACAUGGCGGCCAGCUGGGGCCUGGAGGAGGUGGUGCAAUGUCUCCUGGAGUUCGCUGCCAACGUCAACUCUCAGGAUGCUGAGGGAAGAACGCCAAUCCAUGUUGCCAUUAGCAACCAGCACAGCAUCAUCAUCCAGCUCCUGAUCUCCCAUCCCGAAAUCCGGCUGAGUGUGCGAGACCGGCAGGGCAUGACCCCCUUUGCCUGCGCGAUGACCUACAAGAACAACAAGGCCGCGGAAUCCAUCCUGAAGCGGGAGUCGGGAGCAGCGGAGCAGGUUGAUAACAAGGGGAGGAACUUCCUUCACAUUGCUGUUCAGAACUCGGACAUUGAGAGCGUACUGUUCCUGAUCAGCGUUCAGGCCAAUGUCAACUCGAGGGUGCAGGACAUCUCCAAGCUCACGCCCCUGCACCUCGCCGUGCAGGCCGGCUCAGAGAUCAUCGUCCGUAACCUGCUGCUCGCCGGGGCUGCGGUGAAUGAGCUGACGAAGCAUCGGCAGACGGCGCUGCACCUGGCGGCUCAGCACGACCUGCCGACCAUCUGCUCCGUGCUCCUGGAGAACGCCGUGGAAUACGCCGCUGUGGACGAGAACGGGAACAACGCCCUACACCUGGCUGUCAUGCACGGCCGUCUCAACGUGGUACGUGUACUCCUGACCGAAUCCAGCAUCGACGCUGAGGCCUUUAACCUGAGGGGCCAGUCGCCCAUGCACGUCCUCGGCCACUAUGGCAAGGAGAACGCAGCCACCAUCUUCGAGCUGUUCCUGGAGUGCAUGCCCGAGUACCCACUGGACAAGCCUGACUCCGAGGGCAACACGGUGCUGCUGCUCGCCUACAUGAAGGGAAACGCAAACCUGUGCCGGGCUAUUGUACGAGCCGGGGCCAGACUGGGCGUCAACAACAAUCAGGGCACCAACAUAUUCAACUACCAGGUGGCCACCAAACAGCUGCUCUUCCGGCUUCUAGACAUGCUGUCCAAGGAACCGCCGUGGUGCGAUGGGUCCAAUUGCUUUGAGUGUGUGGCCAAGUUUGGAGUCACUACCCGGAAACACCACUGCCGUCACUGUGGCCGUCUCCUGUGUCACAAAUGCUCCACCAAGGAAAUCCCCAUCAUCAAGUUUGACCUGAACAAGCCGGUGCGCGUGUGCGACAUUUGCUUUGAUGUGCUGACGCUGGGAGGGGUUUCCUAGUGCAGCCCCCCCCCCCACCCACCAC
Molecule: messenger RNA, 3591 nt
Organism: Callorhinchus milii (elephant shark)
Lineage: Eukaryota; Metazoa; Chordata; Chondrichthyes; Chimaeriformes; Callorhinchidae
Gene: ankfy1
Product: ankyrin repeat and FYVE domain containing 1
Exons: 25
Coding region: 66-3566 (1166 amino acids)
Molecular function (GO): metal ion binding; protein binding
Source: RefSeq, a predicted model, not a curated record